GAAUCCGCUUUGGCUUCCGCCGCGUCGUCCCACCAUUCCAAAUACCCUAUGAAACCAACCCACCUCCCCAUUCUCCCUCAUUUCCUUCCCCCCUCUCUCUCUCUCUAUCUCAACAAACAACAGAAUACGAACAAGUUAUGGCAGAGUCCAAAACCACCUCUUUCGAAUCCAUCAGGGAAUGGGUCGUCCAGCACAAGCUUCGCACUGUUGGGUGUUUAUGGCUGAGCGGUAUAGCGGGAUCGAUCGCCUACAACUGGUCUCAACCGGCCAUGAAAACCAGCGUCAAGAUCAUUCACGCAAGGUUGCACGCACAGGCUCUUACGCUGGCUGCACUAGCAGGAGCGGCUGCAGUUGAGUACUAUGACCACAAAACCAAAAAGGAACCAAAGGCAGAUCGCCCAUAUGCCAAGUUUCUCCGCUUGGACAAGACGGAUUGAAAUGUCUACUUAUAUUCCGACGUCGCCUAUCUACUCAAAAUCAAAUGGACUGACUGACUAGUCUCUGCCAAAUGCUUUGUCCUUCUAUGCUAUUAUUCUAUGCCUGUUUAAAGCUUGGGUGGGUUAUUUCACUAAAAAUGAUUAUGUAAACUACAAAACAAUCGCCAAUGAUGACUCAUCUUCAGUUCUCUACACAAACAA
Molecule: messenger RNA, 638 nt
Organism: Diospyros lotus (date-plum)
Lineage: Eukaryota; Viridiplantae; Streptophyta; Magnoliopsida; Ericales; Ebenaceae
Exons: 3
Coding region: 138-437 (99 amino acids)
Biological process (GO): mitochondrial respiratory chain complex IV assembly
Cellular component (GO): mitochondrial inner membrane
Source: RefSeq, a predicted model, not a curated record